This is a messenger RNA of Lineus longissimus, 1023 nucleotides long. RefSeq names its product putative nuclease HARBI1. The transcript has a single exon. The coding region runs from base 1 to 1023 and encodes 340 amino acids. The record is from RefSeq and is a predicted model, not a curated record. NCBI's taxonomy places the organism in Eukaryota, Metazoa, Nemertea, Pilidiophora, Heteronemertea, Lineidae.
AUGGCUGCGUUUAUGCACGUGCGCGCUGAAAAGUUGUACAUGAAUCGGAAGACAUGUCGGCCUCGAACAUAUCGAACAUUUUACAGAUUCGACGAGGUGAACGUGGAGUGGUUAGCCACUCACUUUUUGCCGGAUUCUCCAGAAACGCGGGGUGGAAGUCUGACAAACAAGGAAAGGAUGGAGACUUUUCUUCGCUAUUUGUCCGAUCCAGGAUUCCAAGUUGGCGUUGGCGAGGACAAGGGUAUACAUCAGUCAACGGUGUGUAAAACAUUUUCGAAUGUAUUAACCCAUGUUGUGGCGAAAGCUCAAAUUUGGAUUAAGUUUCCAGCAACCUUGCAGGAUAUAAGAGAGGCACAACAACUGUGGCAAACUGGUAAUGAAAUACCAGGUGCAGUCGGUGCGAUAGACUGUACGCAUGUUAAAAUUCUGAAGCCGGGUGCACGACGGAGUCAUGGAGAUGAAUACAUAAACAGAAAAGGUUCAGAAUCCAUCAAUGUGCAGGCGACAUGUAAUGCAGUUGAACGAUUUACGAGUGUUGAUGCUAGUUGGCCUGGGUCCGCGCAUGACAGUCGGAUAUGGAAGAAUUCCGACGUUGGUCGUACGAUGAUUCACUCUCGCCAUGGAGGCCUUCUUCUCGGAGACGAAGGAUACGGGAUAGCCUCAUGGUUGCUUACACCCUACAGCGAUCCAGUUCUUCCUUUCGAAAAGGCCUUCAAUAGAGCUCAUUCUAAGGAGAGGGUCAUCAUAGAACGAUGCUUCGGCCAAGUGAAAAGGCGCUUUCCAAUUUUGAAUGGGAAAAUUAGAGUUCGACUGGUGAAAGUACCAAGUGUCAUUGUUGCCUGUUUUAUGCUCCAUAAUAUUUCCAAAUACUUGGAUGACCAAGAUGACUUCCCCGAACUGGAGAACGACGAGCCCGACACUGACAGCGACGAUGACGAGGAUGAUGAAGAUGGCGAUAGAAGGAUUCGCCAACGCGGACAGAACAGGCGACGAGCAAUUGCCGAAUUGCUGAAUUCCGACUAG